CUGACGACUUGUUGUAUUAUCCCCUGACCCUUAUCGAUGAAAAUCCAAUUUGUGCAAUAGGGCUAUUUGACAGGGCGUACCUGCCCCUCAAUGCUCCAUAACACGAACACUUUAUCGACUCGAUGGUUCCUUCACAGACCCCCAGUCCAGCUCCCACAGCUGCCAGAAUACCAAGCUCACGCCCAUCGUUUGAGAUGACACCAGACUUCACUGAUCAGUCAUUUGACCCCGCUGAUUACCUUAACAAUGCUCUUCCCCCGCUGACGCUGGCGUCGACGCAAGCGAACCUCUCGCGAGGACCCGCGGGGGCUAUCCCCUUGUCCGAGCUGUCCAGCCAGGUCCAGUCCGUCCUCUCACAGAUCAACGCGCAAAAUGCCCGACAUUCUACAACAUUAACACAACUUACCGACGAGAUUCUACGAAGUGGGGGGCGAUUAGCCUACGAAGUCGAAGUGCUGCGUGGAGAGACGAUUGGACUCUCGGAUACCUUAACUGAGGCGCUACAGGGCGAAAUUGCGAAAUUUGUUCCGGACAAUGUGGACCAUGACAAAGAUGCUGGCAUCGAGGAGUCGGAACAUAGCGAGGAGCAAAUAGAGCGAGAGGAGGAGAUCCCCGUGCAGGACCCGGAAUAUAUCACAAAACUACGAACGUUGAAUCAAGUCCGUGCCCGGUUGGAAGAAGUGGUGCAGACAUUUGGAGAUGCCAUGGAAUGGCCACUCCCACCAUCGGAAACGUCAAUAGCGUCGUCCUUCAUUUCAGUGUCAGCCCCGGAUCCUGGACCUGAAAGCCACAGCCGUGAGGAGAAGGGCCAGGAGGUUGCCAAGAAGUUGCGGAUGGAGGUAACAGAGCUUCUGGAUAUGAACGGUGGCGGACAGGCAGGAGUCGAAGCUGCGGCGCGUCGUGUUGAGUCGCUACGUACCCUGUCGUCAACUUGGAAGGGGACUGCCGAGGAGAAAGCCCGCAAUAGGUUUGUAGACAGCCUGGCCAAGAUUGUGGAUGACCGUCGCAAAGCCCUGGACAACCAGAAUCGCACGGAUCAAUCCCAACAGCCAUCUGGGUCGUCUACUAAGGGAUCAUCGGCUAGUCAUCGGCGCCAGGAAAGCGAAGGACCCGGGGGUGGAAUCUUCCGCAAUCUGCAGCGGUUACGAGAAGAAAUAUACUUGGAAUGAGCCGGGCAGAUUUUAGAGGGGUAUGCUGUACAUUAUGGUUGCUUCAAGGCUAUUGCAUUUUUGUGGCGUUGAUAGUGUACAUAAGGAUUGCAAGUGAUAGUACUGUGUGUCUGCAUGGUGUGCCUUUCCCCGGGUUCUCGG
Molecule: messenger RNA, 1310 nt
Organism: Aspergillus sclerotioniger CBS 115572
Lineage: Eukaryota; Fungi; Ascomycota; Eurotiomycetes; Eurotiales; Aspergillaceae
Exons: 1
Coding region: 195-1169 (324 amino acids)
Source: RefSeq, a predicted model, not a curated record